Molecule: messenger RNA, 1928 nt
Organism: Culicoides brevitarsis
Lineage: Eukaryota; Metazoa; Arthropoda; Insecta; Diptera; Ceratopogonidae
Gene: nop5
Product: nucleolar protein 58
Exons: 6
Coding region: 98-1759 (553 amino acids)
Cellular component (GO): box C/D methylation guide snoRNP complex; small-subunit processome
Molecular function (GO): snoRNA binding
Source: RefSeq, a predicted model, not a curated record
GAACGCACAUGGUCCACAUCUGUAGCAAAUAUUUUCCGCAAUUUUACUGAAAAAUAGGAAAAGUUUAAGCAUAAAAAGCGUCAAAAACUGAGGAAAAAUGUUCGUUUUAUACGAAACACCUGCCGGAUAUGCAAUUUUCAAGUUGCUGGACGAGAAAAAAAUCAAGCCAUCUUCCGUGGACAAUCUUUUCUUGGAGUUUGAGACACCGGAAGCCGCUAAUAAAAUCGUCAAAUUGAAGCAUUUUGAGAAAUUCAGUGACACAACGGAAGCUUUGGCAGCUGCAUGUGCCGCUGUCGAGGGCAAAGUCUCAAAACCACUGAAAAAAACGCUCAAAAAACUCGUGCAAGAAGAUGUCCAAAGUCAGUUGUGUGUCGCUGAUGCGAAACUUGGCAAUGCCAUCAAGGACAAACUUGCGCUGCAAUGCGUCUCGAAUACCGCCGUCAUGGAAUUGAUGCGGUGCAUUCGUACGCAGUCGGAAAGUUUACUCGCGGGACUACCAAAGAAAGAAAUGACCGCAAUGGCACUCGGUUUGGCGCAUUCUCUGUCGCGGUACAAGUUGAAGUUCUCUCCUGACAAGAUUGAUACGAUGAUCGUGCAAGCCCAGUGUCUUUUGGAUGACUUGGAUAAGGAGUUGAACAAUUAUAUCAUGAGGGCACGUGAAUGGUACGGCUGGCAUUUUCCAGAGUUGGGAAAAAUUAUCACCGAUAACAUUGCCUUCGUGAAAACCAUAAAAACCGUGGGAACACGUGAUAAUAUGGUGAGUGCCGAUUUGUCGGAGAUCUUGCCCGAAGAUUUGGAGGAACGCGUCAAGGAAGCUGCCGAAAUUUCGAUGGGAACAGAAAUUUCUGAUGAAGAUAUUACCAAUAUUAAGCAUUUGUGCGACGAAAUCUUGUCAAUCAAUGAGUACAGAAUCCACUUGUCGGAUUAUUUGAAGACGAGAAUGGUCGCGAUGGCACCAAAUUUGACAAUUUUGGUCGGAGAAACGGUGGGAGCGAGAUUAAUUGCUCAUGCCGGUUCGUUGGUCAACUUGGCAAAACAUCCCGCUUCAACUUUGCAAAUUUUGGGUGCUGAAAAGGCUCUUUUCCGUGCAUUGAAGACCAAAAAGGACACUCCCAAAUACGGUCUCAUCUACCACGCUGGCUUAGUUGGACAAGCAAGUACCAAGAACAAGGGAAAAAUCUCCAGAUCGUUAGCUGCAAAGGCCUCAUUAGCCACAAGAGUUGACGCAUUUGGCGAAGAUGCCACCUUCGAAUUGGGCACCGAGCAUCGUGCUCGUCUCGAAACUCGUCUUCGCAUGUUGGAAGAAGGUAACUUGAAGAAAAUCUCCGGCACCGGCAAAGCCAAGGCCAAGUUCGAAAAAUACCACGGCAAGAGCGAAGUGAAGCAAUAUCCAGUGGCAGCCGAUAACACGUUGCCUGUUGGCAAGAAACGCAAACGUGACGACGACGAAGAAGCGGAAGAAAAACCCGAAGUCAAACAAGAAAGCGAGGAGAGCGACGAACAGCCCAAAAAGAAGAAAAAGAACAAGAAAAACAAGGGCGGCGACGAAAGUGUCUUGGACGAAUCGGUGACAGUGAAGCAGGAAGAGGAAACCGAACCAACUUCCUCGAAGAAAAAGAAAAAGAAGAACCGCGAUUCCGAAGCGGCGGAAACCAGUACAGUACAAGACACAACGAUGGAAGUCGACGACACAGUGCCAAAAUCCGAGAAAAAGAAGAAGAAAAAGAAAAAUAAGGAAAAGGAGGAAAGUGAUGACUAAAAAAAAAAAUACCAACUUUGACCACCUUGUUUUAAUUUUCUUCCUAAGUUUCGUAGCAAUAUAAGUUGUUUUUAAGGACAAAAACUUGUAUUUUUUAAAUUUUACAAGACAAAAACACACACAGAUUACUUUAACAAUAAUAAAAAUUUUAUUUUGUUUAAUAUUACAA